Molecule: messenger RNA, 945 nt
Organism: Apodemus sylvaticus (European woodmouse)
Lineage: Eukaryota; Metazoa; Chordata; Mammalia; Rodentia; Muridae
Gene: Prg3
Product: proteoglycan 3, pro eosinophil major basic protein 2
Exons: 6
Coding region: 153-824 (223 amino acids)
Biological process (GO): immune response
Source: RefSeq, a predicted model, not a curated record
UCCCCAAAAACACAGUAUAAGGGCUGAUUGUGGUGCAGUAGCCACAGUCACUGAAAGUGGAAGUCAUAGACCCUUGGGAGAAGCUGUGUUGGACACAAAGACGAGCUGUGAGGACGAAGGUGGCAUUGCCUCUACUCCAGGAUCAAGUAGACAUGAGACAACCCCUCAUCCUGUCCCUUCUCCUGCUGGGGAUGGUUUCUGCUUUCCAUCUGGAGACUGCUUACCUUCAUCUGGAGACUCCCAAGAGAGAAGACCUGCAUCAGGAAGCAGAUGGCUCGGGCGAACAUGGGAGAGAGUUGGUUCUGACUCAAGAGACAAUUCAGACAGAGGGAGAGGAGGUUGAGGGUUCUGAACAUCAAGACAUCUUUGAGGAUGAUGAGGCAAUGGAGUCAUAUCCAGAUGCCUUAGAUGACUUGGCAUGCCCCAAGGAAGAGGACACCGCUCAUUUACAGGGAACUCCUGGGUGCAAGAGCUGCCGCUAUGUGCUGGUGAGGACUCCCAAGACAUUUUAUAAGGCUCAGAGACUCUGCAGGAGAUGCUACCGAGGCAACCUUGCUUCCAUCCACAGCUACAGUUUCAACUACCAAAUUCAGAGCUUGGCCAGGAAGAUCAACCAGUCCAUCAUCUGGAUUGGAGGCAUCCUCAGGGGAUGGCUUUUCUGGAAGAAGUUUUGCUGGACUGAUGGGAGCCGCUGGGAUUUUGGAUACUGGGCCCCAGGGCAGCCUGGGUGUGGGGAAGGUCACUGUGUGACUCUGUGUACCAAAGGGGGCCAUUGGCGAAGAGCUCGAUGCAAAAGUCGCCUGCCUUUCAUCUGCUCCUUCUAAGAUGGAGCUAGACCCACUUGGAGCCUCCUGCCUUCACAGCCCUGGCCACUCGUUUCCCACCCUUUGGGACUCAAGUCUGUCCUUAAUCUCUCCUUGUCAUAAAGUCAGGCUUUCUACAGCA